UGGGAGGAGGUGUGGCCAUGGCCGCCGUCUUCAAUGUGGUCCAGGUGGAGCGAGUGUCCGGCCCCUGGGACGUCUCCUCCUCUUCCUCCUCCUCCUCAGGCUCCUCCUCGCGCACGACUGUGCGCUUGGGACUCCCCAGCAAGGGACGAAUGGCCGAAGGGACCCUCAAUCUCCUCAAAGACUGCCACCUCUCCGUGUGUAAGCCCAAUCCUCGCCAGUACGUGGCCGACAUCACCGAGCUCCAAAACCUGGAAGUGUGGUUCCAGAGGGAAUCGGAUGUGGUGAGGAAGAUGCUGGCCGGCGACAUUGAUCUGGGAAUCGUGGGCUACGACGUGGUUGCGGAGCACGGCCAGGACAACGAGGACUUGGUUGUCGUCCACGACCAGCUUGGGUUCGGCGAGUGCCAUCUCGGCCUCGGCAUUCCCAAGUAUGGCAUCUUUGAGAACGUUUCCUCCGUCUCAGACUUGGCUGCCAUGCCGCAGUGGACGUCAAGCCGUCCGUUGCGAAUAGUGACUGGCUUCACUUACCUCGCUAGUCGCUUAUUGAAAGCCAAGGGACUGGAGCACAUCCAGCUCUCCACUGCGGAUGGCGCAUUAGAAGCGGCUCCGGCUAUGGGAACGGCUGAUGCGAUCCUGGACCUUGUCAGCAGCGGGACGACGCUGCGAGAGAACAACCUCAAGGAAAUCGAGGGUGGAACGCUCAUCAAAAGCCAGGGCGUGCUGGUUGCGAGCAAGCGAGCGUUGCUCAAGCGCAAGGGUGCCCUGGACGUGACGCGGGAGAUGCUGGAGCGCUUGGAAGCUCACCUGCGAGCCAAGAGUCAGUUCCUGCUGACUGGAAACAUGCGUGGGGAGUCGCAAGAGCAUGUUGCCGAGCUUGUCCUUCGGCACACACGCCUCUCGGGCCUCCAGGGGCCUACGAUCAGUCCGGUGUAUAGCCUUCCAGAUGCUGGUGAUGGUGUCAAGGUACAGUACUACGCGGUGGCAAUCUGUGUGCACAAGAGGCAACUCUACGAUGCGGUGAACGAGCUGAGAAAGAUCUGCGGCAGCGGCGUCCUUGUUUCGCCCCUCACGUACAUCUUCGACGAGGAGCCUCCCAGAUGGCGGCAGCUGCUCGCCACCCUGCAAGAGUGACUCGAGAACAAGACAUUUGUUUGUGCGCAAUAAACGGGGCAUAGAGCCUUGGCGGGAAAUAGACCCAAGGAAUAUGCGGCGCGGCCUUCUCAUGGCAUAUUCCGUGUU
This is a messenger RNA of Selaginella moellendorffii, 1238 nucleotides long. RefSeq names its product ATP phosphoribosyltransferase 2, chloroplastic. The record is from RefSeq and is a predicted model, not a curated record. Gene Ontology annotation, cellular component: cytoplasm. The transcript is spliced from 11 exons. Gene Ontology annotation, biological process: L-histidine biosynthetic process. Lineage: Eukaryota; Viridiplantae; Streptophyta; Lycopodiopsida; Selaginellales; Selaginellaceae. The coding region runs from base 18 to 1130 and encodes 370 amino acids. Gene Ontology annotation, molecular function: magnesium ion binding; ATP phosphoribosyltransferase activity.